UUUCCAAACAUCCCAUGGACGUUUGAUGGAAAAUACCGAUGGAAAGGUACGUGUGGGUACCUACCAUUUUAGGUAACUCCAAUGCCAAAUAUGUGUAAGUGAUUUUCCGUUUCGCAAAGCUCUCCCAAAAUGGACGAGGUCGACUUCAUUCUCUUCAACAUAGCUUCGUCAUUACCUUAACCAGAGCUGGACUUCAUUCCACGACAUGGCCUGGGUAAGCCUUUUGCUGUCGCGACCAGCCUCGUUGAUUGCAUUCAAAUGAAUAUAUCACGAUGAGUUUCGUUUAUAUUUCUAUUAUCUUUGUUGUUUCUUAAAAUUGCUGGCAACUCUUCUCUCGCUUAGUAUGUCAUGACUUAAUGUGAACGAAUUUAAUAUCUUCGCCAUUCGUUUAUUCCGACGCUUCCUUGAAAACAGCUGGCCGGUCCUGCUGACGAUACCCCCAUGGCGCGUAAGGACGUGGAUGAAGAAAAGGUUUGGACGGUCGAUGAGACUCACGCGCAACUACUUUACCAUUCGCUUGAGCAGUACAACACAGAACAAAAACGGAGCAGGCGACCUUCGAUACUUCUCGCUUCACUCAUAUUCCUCUUCAUCUCAUCCGUAGCAGGAAUAUGUCUUGCAGUUGUCUUACUACUACAACCGGCUGAGGUUCAAUCAGCAUGUAUCGCCCGGGACCUCGUAUUAUUCGCAGCCAGCAUAGGGUUGGUGUACGUGUGUAUUCAUGUGCGAGGGGCGAGGAAGGAUUAUAGGAGGCGAGGAAACUUGCCACCACAGCUCUACGGCGAUUAUCUUCAUGCCAGUGCACUUCUUACCGCGAGAUUCGGUAUUGCCGUAUGGGUCGCCGCUCUAGUUGCGACAGCCGUCAUGAUCGCUAAAGCAGCUCCUUCAAAUGGACUCGCGAAAAUGGCGCCGUAUCUAGACCUGGUGAUCUGCAUCGGAGCGCUACCUUCAUUCGUGGCUAUAUCCGCAACAAUCGAGAGCCAACCUACCCCUUUCGCAACGACGGGGAUCUCUAGCAAGUCAUUCUUAGGCUACCAAGAUAGCGAAGUAACCGAUGAGCUAUCUGCAGACCUCAGCGUUUCCCGCAGAGCCUCACUACAACGGCAAGAGAGCACUAGCGCAUCUAUAAUGACAGUACCAACAGCCGAGAUCUUCAAGAUGGGAAAUUCCAAACCGCCCAAAACCCCAGACCAUCUAACGAUACGAACGAAAGAAGUACCGUACGACAGGACGGAAUUAAUGGCAAAUUCCCCCAUCGGCGCAACCUACGACAUAUCCACCGCCUCCCUCGGAACCAUGCCAACAUACGGAGUCCCACCACUCCCAAAACUAGCCUCCUCACUCUCCAAGUCGCCGCCCCAACCCGUAUAUAACCCCGGCGGCUGGCGAAGCGAAUGGAACAACAUCGCGGACCAAGUCGGCGUCCAACAAAUCCCCACCUCAACCCCCCUCGAGAGCACGCACACAGAGCGCUCCGCGUCCAUCUCCUCCCCACCCUCCUCCUCCUCCCACCCAUCCCGCACAUCCACCACAUCAACAAAAACACACCGCGCAACCCCAAGCACCAGCAUCGCCAGCAGCGCGCAGCGCUCGCGUCUCUCAACCGUGCGCUACGCCGCAGAGCCCGAGAUCGCGGUCCGCCAGCACAUCCGCGUCAUCCGGAACCCGAAUUACGCGCCCCCGUCUGUCGCGGAUGCGGAUGAUGAUGAGGGGGAAGAGGCGAGGUUGGUUACGGUUAGACCGCCGGACCCGGUGGCUGUGCCGAGGGGCGCGGUUAAGGUUUACGAUGUCGCGCCGACGCUCAGGCGUAAGCCGUCGAAUUUCUCCCGCCCGUUGCGGGCGGGGGAGAGGGGUGAGGAGACGGAUUCGGCGGUUGAGAUGGGGGAUUUGGGGCGACGGGAGGGCUGUUAAUGCGAGUUCACGAUAAUAUGAUCUUGAUUCUCGAUCUAAUGUUAUAUAGGAGUAUCAUUGCAAGGCGUAAUUUGAAAGCGAGACGAUUGAUUUCUAGAGCGAUUAGGGUAUAUUUCCUGGUUUGGCUCAUGGAUGGAUCGCG
Messenger RNA from Annulohypoxylon maeteangense, 2053 nucleotides. RefSeq lists its product as uncharacterized. Bases 442 to 1911 code for a protein of 489 amino acids. The transcript has 2 exons. The record is from RefSeq and is a predicted model, not a curated record. Lineage: Eukaryota; Fungi; Ascomycota; Sordariomycetes; Xylariales; Hypoxylaceae.